AUGUCGCUCGCCUUCAACCCGGCAGCCACCGCUUUCUCCGGCAACGGGGCUCGGAGCAGGAGAGAAAAUUUUCCGGUGAAGCAUGUUACAGUCCGAGGAUUUCCGAUGAUCACCAACAAGUCAUCUUUCGCCGUGAAAUGCAACCUUACUACAACAGAUUUGAUGGGGAAGAUAGCAGAGAAGUUCAAGGGGGAAGACAGUAACUUUCCGGCAGCUGCGGCUGUUCAGCCUGCGGCGGAUAUACCCUCUAAUCUCUGUAUAAUCGACACCCUCCAAAGGUUGGGAGUCGACCGAUACUUCCGACCUGAAAUCGACACUAUUCUAGAGGGCACAUACAGGUUAUGGCAACGGAAAGAGAGAGCGAUAUUUUCGGAUACUGCUAUUCAUGCAAUGGCAUUUAGACUUUUGCGUGUCAAGGGAUAUGAAGUUUCAUCAGAGGAACUGGCUCCGUAUGCUGAUCAAGAGCACGUUGACCUGCAAACGAUUGAAGUGGCGACAGUUAUCGAGCUUUACAGAGCAGCACAGGAGAGAACAGGGGAAGAAGAGAGCAGUCUUAAGAAACUACAUGCUUGGACCACCACCUUUCUUAAGCAGAAGUUGCUCACUAACUCCAUUCCUGACAAGAAGUUGCACAAACUGGUGGAAUACUACUUGAAGAACUAUCAUGGGAUAUUAGAUAGAAUGGGAGUUAGACAAAACCUCGACUUAUAUGAUAUAAGCUAUUAUCGAACUGCAAAAGCUGCAAAUAGGUUCUCUAAUCUACGUAGUGAAGAUUUUCUAGCAUUUGCGAGGCAAGAUUUUAACAUUUGCCAAGCCCAACACCAGAAAGAACUUCAGCAACUGCAAAGGUGGUAUGCAGAUUGUAAGUUGGACACCUUGAAGUAUGGAAGAGAUGUAGUGCGUGUUGCUAAUUUUCUAACUUCAGCAAUUAUUGGUGAUCCUGAAUUGUCUGAUGUUCGCAUAGUCUUUGCCCAACAUAUUGUGCUUGUGACACGUAUUGAUGAUUUUUUCGAUCAUCGUGGGUCUAGAGAAGAGUCCUACAAGAUCCUUGAAUUAAUAAAAGAAUGGAAAGAGAAGCCAGCCGCAGAAUAUGGUUCCGAGGAAGUUGAAAUUCUUUUUACAGCAGUAUACAACACAGUAAAUGAGUUGGCAGAGAGGGCUCAUGUUGAACAAGGACGUAGUGUUAAAGAUUUUCUAAUUAAGCUGUGGGUUCAAAUACUAACAAUUUUCAAGAGAGAAUUGGAUACAUGGAGCGAUGACACGGCACUAACCUUGGAUGAUUACUUGUCUGCCUCCUGGGUGUCAAUUGGCUGCAGAAUCUGCAUUCUCAUGUCGAUGCAAUUCAUCGGUAUAAAACUAUCCGAUGAAAUGCUUCUGAGUGAAGAGUGCAUUGAUCUGUGUAGGCAUGUCUCCAUGGUUGACCGGCUGCUCAACGAUGUGCAAACUUUUGAGAAGGAACGCAAAGAAAAUACUGGAAACAGUGUGACCCUUCUGCUAGCAGCUAACAAAGAUGACAGCUCCUUUACUGAAGAAGAAGCCAUUAGAAUAGCAAAAGAAAUGGCUGAAUGUAACAGGAGACAACUGAUGCAGAUUGUCUACAAAACAGGAACCAUCUUCCCAAGACAAUGCAAAGAUAUGUUUCUGAAGGUAUGCAGGAUUGGGUGUUAUUUGUAUGCAAGCGGCGAUGAAUUCACAUCUCCACAACAAAUGAUGGAAGAUAUGAAAUCCUUGGUUUAUGAACCCCUAACAAUUCAUCCUCUUGUAGCUAAUAAUGUGAGAGGGAAAUGAAAUGAAUUCUGUGAGCAACUAUUUAGGGCAGAUCAUGUACUCUUGUAAAAGUAUACUGACUCAAAAUCAUUGAAUGCCACAAUAAGAUGAUACAUUGAUUUCA
Molecule: messenger RNA, 1891 nt
Organism: Salvia miltiorrhiza (redroot sage)
Lineage: Eukaryota; Viridiplantae; Streptophyta; Magnoliopsida; Lamiales; Lamiaceae
Product: miltiradiene synthase KSL1, chloroplastic
Exons: 10
Coding region: 1-1788 (595 amino acids)
Biological process (GO): diterpenoid biosynthetic process
Molecular function (GO): terpene synthase activity; magnesium ion binding
Source: RefSeq, a predicted model, not a curated record